GGGUGGAUUUAUCUUUCGGGUGUAAGUGCAGAGGACAUGGCAUAUUGGUACUAGUUAUGAAAAGGCAAUUUUUUACCUCAAUUAACACUUAAACGUAUGUACACUGUUUAAUGCACAUGUUACGUUAACUGUGAAACAAAUGGUUUUUAUGGAAUAGAACGAGGCGUAGUUGAGAAGACUGCACAGGGUGGUAGAGUGUUAGUUCCAAGAUUGGCUUGCUUUACCAUGAAUGGACAUUCAGAAACGAAUCCUGCAAAGACUGAACAUGAUCAUAUGCCAACAACCUCUGAACAAGAGGAGAAACCAAACAUUGUACAGAGAAUGGCCAAUAAAACCACCUGCUUCUUUGAAACAGGAUUUGAAAGGAUUGGCAUUUUGAUAAGUACACACCCAUGGAAAACAAUACUGGUAUCAACAAUCAUCGCAGGCCUUUUCAGCAUUAGUAAUGUCGUCAGUUUCACAGAAACAAACAGACGACAACAGUGUGAUCUGGGUAACAUCAGAUGCAGAAGUGGUGACCCACAAGAAAUACGUAGAAAGUAUCUAUCCCUCAACAACAAGAUUUUUCUACCUGAUUUGGGUUAACAGUAAUGUUAUGACAAAAACAUCCAUACAGAAUGUAAGCUCUGAUCAGUUUGAUUUUAUAGCAUUUUAUGGAAAUCGAAUAAUGCAUGAACUUUUAAACCAUUGAAUCUUGAUGAUUCAAACCUUGCACUUGAUAUGUUAACGUGUAUUUAUACCAAAGAACAGACACGUUCGUUAAUAGACAAUGAACACAGUGAACCUGGUUAUUGUGAUAUAGGAUAAAUUAGAAACAAU
This is a messenger RNA of Ostrea edulis (European flat oyster), 819 nucleotides long. RefSeq lists its product as uncharacterized. The record is from RefSeq and is a predicted model, not a curated record. The coding region runs from base 226 to 585 and encodes 119 amino acids. NCBI's taxonomy places the organism in Eukaryota, Metazoa, Mollusca, Bivalvia, Ostreida, Ostreidae. The transcript is spliced from 2 exons.